GCUUUGCAUUGUGGAUCAUUCCCCUCACUCACUACCACCCAGUCACCCACUAUAUUCCUUCAUUGGAACACCUCCUUCCCCCACCGCACCUGCCACCGGAGACGGAGGCGGCGACACACCCGACUGUACCUUAAUCUCCGUUUUCCUCUUUACUUUUCAAAUUCAUCUAUCAUUCCCCAGUUUCUCAGCUAGGGAGUGGUAUCCAAUCCCAUCUACAUCAUUUGUGCUUUGUGGCUCAUACACCCGGUACAAAGGCUAGGGGGUGGAUGAGAGAUCAGUUUACAAACUAGCAGUGUUGAGUAAUAGUUAGGACAAAAAUGGCAAGCUGCUGCAGCAGAGUCAUGGUUGCAAUGAGAUCAGGAACAACCAUGCUAGUUGGUAGUACAAGAAGCACCACCACCUUCCCCAGUUUGCUUUUUAAGAAGAGAGAAAAACGCAGUUACUCUAUCAAAUCUUCUACUCUUGACCCUCCUGAUGUCGGUCGUUUGGCUGAAACCGCUCGUAUAGCUCUCACCCCCAAGGAGGUGCAAGAAUUUGGUCCUAAAAUUCAGCAAGUCGUUGAUUGGUUUGGACAACUUCAAGCCGUCGAUCUUGAAAGCAUAGAGCCGGCUAUUCGUUCAGAUAUUGACGGCAAGAAUUUACGGGAAGAUAUACCUCAAACAUUUGACAAUAGAGAUGCUAUUAUAGCUGCUAUCCCAAGUUUUGAGGAACCAUACAUCAAGGUGCCCAAAGUUUUAAACAAAAUGUAACAGCUGAUAUGGUUUUUGUUUCAAGAAUUUUCUGAAGCUGUUCAAGGAGAUCCCUAGUCAGAACAAUAUCUAACUGGGAAUGAAGUACUUGUUGUCUAACUAAAAGUGAAUCGGAUUGUAAGGUAUUGGAAGGCCAUUUGUAACGCUUACCGAGUUACCGACUUAGUCCAUUUUGAAUCUGAAGCUUUGAAAUCCUUACCGAAUGUCAAUCCUCAUGUAUUCAUGGUAUACUUGAAAGUGGUUUCUUAACCUUGGACUUCAUUUUGUAUGUUCACUUGCUUUAAUGUCGGUGGCCUGUGCCAUGAUUUUCUUGGA
Spinacia oleracea (spinach) is the source of this 1064-nucleotide messenger RNA. Its product is annotated as glutamyl-tRNA(Gln) amidotransferase subunit C, chloroplastic/mitochondrial. Gene Ontology annotation, biological process: glutaminyl-tRNAGln biosynthesis via transamidation; regulation of translational fidelity; mitochondrial translation. The record is from RefSeq and is a predicted model, not a curated record. The coding region runs from base 318 to 749 and encodes 143 amino acids. Lineage: Eukaryota; Viridiplantae; Streptophyta; Magnoliopsida; Caryophyllales; Amaranthaceae. The transcript is spliced from 6 exons. Gene Ontology annotation, cellular component: mitochondrion; chloroplast; glutamyl-tRNA(Gln) amidotransferase complex.